Messenger RNA from Durio zibethinus, 1137 nucleotides. NCBI's taxonomy places the organism in Eukaryota, Viridiplantae, Streptophyta, Magnoliopsida, Malvales, Malvaceae. The record is from RefSeq and is a predicted model, not a curated record.
AUGUGGUUGGAUGCCAUUGAAGCUGUGUUUGAAUGUACUGCAGGGGCAAGAUGGAGGAAAGCAGCUAAGUGCAAGAGCCUGAUCAAGCAAGUUCAAAGUCAUCUAACUAUCCUGAGGAAUAGGAGAAAGUCUAUCAUAAGGCAGUCGAGGGCUGAUAUUGCUCAACUCCUCCAGGAUGGGCUGCUUCAAAGAGCCUUGGAAAGGGCUGUGCAGCUGUAUAAAGAUCAGUGCCUGUUGUGUGCCUAUGAUCAGAUUGAACAAUUUUGUGGAUGCAUCAUUUCCAAUAUAUCCCAUAUUACCACGCAAAGCUCCUGGCAUGCGUUGCCAAUUGAUACGAGUGAAGCUGUGUCAAGUCUGAUUUUUGCUGCCUCAAGGUGUGGUGAAUUGCCUCAGCUACAUCUAUUACGAAGCCUGUUCAAGGAAAGCUAUGGUUGCGAAUUUGAUCUGGCCAAUGUGGAAUUACAACCAGGGAAUCUAGUGAAAUUUCAGAUUAAGCAGAACCUAUGCAUUAAUUCUUUAUCAAAUAACAUGAAGCAGAAGUUAAUUAAUGAAAUAGCUAACGAUUAUGGUUGUCCUCUUGUGUUUCAGGAUCCUGAGCUUCAGGUUAAUAAGAAAUGCUUCUCUGAGUCGAAACCUGAAGUGCUGGAUUUGGAAAUCCAAGAUAAUUCCAGUGACAUUGAUGAGAAUUGGAUACAACUUUCUGAGUAUGAGACACAAAGGAAGGAUAUGCCACAUUUUAAACCUCUGGCAGCCAUUCCAAGCCAAUCUCGCAUUGACUUGAAUGGCUACUAUAGCUAUACUCAGAAUAAGAAAAAUGCAACUUUUGUUGACAAGCUGGAAGUUUCAUCAACCAGGACUUCAUUAGAAAGUUCUACGCCUCAAAUUUAUGAAACAGCUAUUGUAUACCACAAUUCUUUUGUGGAGAAUCCUUUAAGGAGGGAAAAUGGUAAGAAGUUGGUCAAUGGUCGUUUUUCUUUGGAUAGUUCACUUGAUAAACGGAAAGCACAAGACAAUUCCUCUUGGUCAAGCCAUGUGCAUCCAAGUCUCCCAGAGUAUGAAGACUUAGUGGAUAGACUUAAGGAUCUUAAGGCAGAGUGUAGACGACAUAAAAGCUUCUCAUUUCUCAAAGUUGUUUAG